ACCUUUUCAACUUCACAUGGAAACAUCGAGCUUUUGUUUACGAUUGAUAAUUUGACAGUCGUUGUGAAAUUUAGCAGUCUUCUGAGAUAUGGAAAAUAACUCGCUUAAGGAGCAACCCGUAGAAAACACAGAUGUCAAUCAGGACGAGUUGAUACUUCAACAACAGAGACGUAUCGAGAAGGAGAUUUCGGAAUCUAUAGCAUUAGUUGGCGAAAAGGAACCACUGAAAAGCUUAGAACAAGAAUAUGCGGAAGAUGAUGUAUAUCUUUCAAAGGCAAAAGCCUUGGCUCAAAAAUAUUCUUACAUUAGGAGAACUAGACCAGAUGGCAAUUGUUUCUUUAGAGCAUUUAGUUAUGCUUAUUUGGAGAAAUUAAUUGGGAACAAAGAUGAAUACGAUAAGUUUCGUGAUUUAGCUUUAAAAAGCAAGGAUAGCCUUGUAGCUUUAGGUUUUCCCCAAUUUACAGUUGAAGACUUUCAUGAUACGUUUAUGGAAGUUAUUGACAAAGUAGGUGGUGACACAGAGUCCAGUCAUAUGGAAUUACAUAAAUUGUUCAAUGAACAAGGUUAUUCUGAUUAUGUUGUUGUGUAUCUUAGAUUAAUUACAUCUGGUCAGUUACAGCGUGAUGCUGAUUUUUACCAACAUUUUAUUGAGGGGGAACGUACUAUUUCAGAAUUUUGCCAUCAGGAGGUCGAACCAAUGUAUAAGGAAUCUGACCAUAUUCACAUUAUAGCAAUGAGUAGUGCCCUAGGAACUGGUGUUAGAGUUCGUUACAUGGACAGAGGUGCAGGAACUGAAGUAACUGCCCAUGACUUUCCUGAAGGUGCUAUACCAGCUGUGCACUUAUUAUAUCGUCCUGGUCAUUAUGAUAUUCUUUAUCCUUGAUGAAUCUGACGUUACAUCGAUUUUUUAAAUAUGAUAUAAAACGAUUUCUAAAAUGGCCAGAUCUAAACUUUAACUCUAUUUUCAAAAAUA
This is a messenger RNA of Atta colombica, 973 nucleotides long. RefSeq names its product ubiquitin thioesterase otubain-like. Gene Ontology annotation, cellular component: nucleus. Lineage: Eukaryota; Metazoa; Arthropoda; Insecta; Hymenoptera; Formicidae. Gene Ontology annotation, biological process: protein K48-linked deubiquitination. Gene Ontology annotation, molecular function: cysteine-type deubiquitinase activity; ubiquitin binding. The transcript is spliced from 5 exons. The coding region runs from base 89 to 883 and encodes 264 amino acids. The record is from RefSeq and is a predicted model, not a curated record.